UUUUUUUUUUCUCUCUUUCUUUUUCCUUCAUCGUCUGUGAACAACUCAUUCCACUCGUCUCUCUCCUACUCACUUAAUAUCCAUCUAAUAUCACUUCUUCACACAAACCUUCACUCUCCACAAACAUGAAGUUCAUCGCCGCACUCACCAUCUCCGCCGCUGCUCUUGUCGCCACGGCCUCUGCAGACAUGUUGCAGAUCAACAACCCCACGGAUGGCACAAUCUGGAAGACUGGCGUGCCCAACUUUGUCGGCUGGAGCGGUAACUGCGCUUCCAUGGGCAAUGAUUCCAAGGCGGUCAAGGUCGAUCUCGUUAAUGGACCCUCAUCGGCUGUGCGAUACGUCGCCACACUCGGAACCCUCGAUUGCUCAGGAUCGAACACGCGUGCGGAUAUGACAGUCCCUGGCAUGGUUCCCUCUGGACCCUAUUCAAUCGUCGUCCGUACUUCGCCUCAACAGUCCUACACAAAUUCCUUCCAGAUUGAUAACCCCGCACAACCGGCACAGGCAUCCGUGGCACCUGAGGCUGCCUCGACUCUGGCCCCAACCAUCGCUUCUGCAUCCUCAACAAAUACUUCUAACGGUGCGAGUGUACAGACGAUGUCUUUCUUGAAGUCCGGCGCCAUGUUCAUGCUUGCUGGAGCUGCUGGUCUUUGCGUUCAGUUGCUCUAAAAGUAAAAAAAUCAGGAAUAAUGUAGUCCUGCAGCAGGCUAAGGCCACGCGUUCAAUAGAACUCAACAGUAAUCCUUCUUGAUGGCAUUAUUAUACAUAUAUAUAUACUUUUAUUUUUUUUCAUAAAGACACAACUAUCAUUAUAGUUUAUUUUACAGAUGACACUGGUUUGGGUGGGAAAUGUUGGAAACGGCAGAUAUAUGGACG
This is a messenger RNA of Gamsiella multidivaricata, 878 nucleotides long. RefSeq lists its product as uncharacterized. The record is from RefSeq and is a predicted model, not a curated record. Bases 126 to 671 code for a protein of 181 amino acids. NCBI's taxonomy places the organism in Eukaryota, Fungi, Mortierellomycota, Mortierellomycetes, Mortierellales, Mortierellaceae. The transcript has a single exon.